AUGGCCCGGUCAUCCGCCAACAAUCCUCUGUUAACUGUGGACUCAAGCAAUAUGACCGGACCAAUAACAAUAUCUGGCCCACCGCGGGCCACCAUUUCUUAUCCUCCACCACCGCAUCUCGUACCUCCUGCGCCUCCACUUCCACAAUUCAUCCAGUCCGUUUCAAUGCAUUCAAUCCGUUCACCAGCAUCAUCUUCAUCCCCGUCAACGACAUCUGUGACCGUGACUCCACCACCACCACCACCACCACCCACAACGAGUGUAACUACACUGGGUUCGGACAAUCCCAGUGGUGUGCCACCAUCAACUCUGAAUCAGGACACCAAAAUCGACGUACUGUCUCCGAAUUCAAGCCCCGGAGAUCCAUUCCUAAGUGCGGUUGGAACAACCAAUUUCACCAAUUCAGCUCUGGAUUUGGUACAAAAACGUUCACACGAGGAACGUUCCACUUCGUCAUCCAGUUCCAUAAACCUGGACAGUACAUUAGCUCGUAGUCCAGACAGAAAACUACCGUUUUUGGAUUUUUGUCCGACUAAAUGCAGCACAGUUGUCCACGGAGAGGACGAAGACGAAGAUGAGGAUGAAGAUAUGGAUCCCGGGGAUCCCGGAUCACAACCAUCGGAUGCAUCUCAAUUACGCAACGGAACCGAAGUGAGCGAAAAACGUACACUGGCCUAUCCGGCAUCAACACGUAUUCUGCUGGAUAUUCCGUGUCGGCGCUCCAUUCGACGCAAUCGUCAGUAUGUGUGUAAAAAUCGCUCGGUGGUCGGCGGAAAACCAAAUCCCGGGAAUUGUCGAAUCGAUAAAUCGCAUCGAAAUCAAUGUCGUGCAUGUCGUUUACGCAAAUGUUUGGAAGUGGGUAUGAAUCGCGAUGUCGUGUCAUUGUUUUUCCGAUACGAACCACUGAAUCUUGGUGGAAUUUAUGGUCCACGGUUGCAAUUGACCAAUCGACUGAGCUAA
Molecule: messenger RNA, 960 nt
Organism: Echinostoma caproni
Lineage: Eukaryota; Metazoa; Platyhelminthes; Trematoda; Plagiorchiida; Echinostomatidae
Source: the annotation of a GenBank genome assembly